Molecule: messenger RNA, 1078 nt
Organism: Dufourea novaeangliae
Lineage: Eukaryota; Metazoa; Arthropoda; Insecta; Hymenoptera; Halictidae
Gene: Tctp
Product: translationally-controlled tumor protein homolog
Exons: 5
Coding region: 59-577 (172 amino acids)
Cellular component (GO): cytoplasm
Molecular function (GO): calcium ion binding
Source: RefSeq, a predicted model, not a curated record
CUGGGUGACUGUGUCUUGUUUAGUUUAGCUGUAAUUAAAUCUUUCUCCAUCUUCCACCAUGAGGAUCUACAAGGACAUUUUCACCGGUGAUGAGAUGUUCUCAGACACCUACAAGAUGAAAUUGAUUGAUGAUGUUAUAUACGAAGUAUAUGGCAAGAUGGUCACUCGUAAAGCUGGUGAAAUUGAAAUUGCUGGAUUUAACCCAUCAGCAGAGACAGCUGAUGAGGGCACAGAUGAAGCUGUAGAAAGGGGUGUUGAUGUAGUUUUAAAUCAUCGACUUCAAGAAACUUAUGCAUUUAAUGACAAGAAGUCCUAUACUCUUUAUCUGAAGGAUUACAUGAAAAAACUAGUAGCAAGAUUAGAAGAAAAAUCUCCUGAUCAAGUGGAAGUAUUCAAAACUAACACAAACAAAGUUAUGAAAGAUGUCUUGAGUCGUUUCAAAGACUUACAGUUUUUCACUGGUGAAUCCAUGGAUAUUGAUGGCCUUGUUGCAUUAAUGGAAUACCGUGACAUUGAUGGUGACUCUGUGCCAGUACUUAUGUUCUUCAAACAUGGUCUUGAAGAAGAAAAGUUCUAAACAAUUUUAGAUAUGCAACAAAUUAUGGAAAAAAAUAUUAUAAACUCAAAUCAAGACUGUACACAUGCUGGAAAGCUGUGAAAUUUAGUUGAAAGGAGACACAAUUUUACUUCCAAUCUCAUUUUACAAAACAGUUAAGUUAUUUCUUUUAAACAAAUAGGAAAACAAUAUAUUAAUGACCGCAUCAAAGAAAGUAAUAAUUGUACAUAUGGCGUGACUGAAAAGAAAAGUAAUAUAAGAUGUCCCCUUAAUGUGACAAUGUAUUUGAUUCACUGUGGUGUUUGUAAUAUUAUUUUCUACCUUCUUUUUUAUCGAAUAUUAUUGGAACACUUUAUUUAUGAGAAAACAAAUGGAAGAUGGGGAAAGAACUUUGCAACAGUGGAAGUAUCGAAGUAUGUCUAAUUAUUGUUAACAUCAUGAAUUGUCAGUGACUAAUAAAUAUAUCAGAAACAUACUCUGUAUAAUGUCCAUCAUGAAUAAAAAAAAAGUGUUUUCAUAAAU